AUGAUCAGGACGCCUGCCACACCGGCCAAAGUUGGAGACGCGAAGAACUUCACGGCCUGGGUGCAUGAACCGAAAGAGAAUAUCAACGUGGCACUGAAUUGUUCGCAUUGGCCCGGAGUCAGCGAAGGAGAUGUAUUCCGCGUCACCCACGCGGACGGCAAGGACGCAAGAGGGUUUUUGUUCGUUCUUCUGAGGGAUGACGGCGUAGCGAAACCGCAACUUCAGUUCUCAAUUCCUAGACCUGUUGCCGAAGCUUUCGGAGUGCGGAAUAACGCAGAAGUUACGAUCACCAGGGUUGACAAGGAGGCAUGGUCAAUCGACUACGUUGAAUUCCGCUUCCAGGAUCAGUAUCUCGGUCGCAAUGAUAUGUGGAGACUUGGCGAGUCGCUUGUUGGGCAUGCCGUAUACGUCGGUCAAGAAAUAUCGUUCCUGGGAUCUAUUGCGGCUAAGAUCCAAGCGCUCUACGUGAACGGGAGUAAAGCUGCUGCAGGAAUCAUUACCACCACGACAAAAUCGGUGCAUAGGUCUCUGUCUGCUAAAGUCACGAUUUAUAUACAGGUUUGCAAGGAACUUUGGGAGUUCGACAACGCCGGGGAACGUUACAAUGAACGCAUAGUGCAUUCGUUUCUCCCGGCCCUAUUCGAGAAAUGGCGCGAUGCUGGCACCAAUCAUAUCGUCACCAUCGUGUUGGUAUCUCGGGUAUACUAUGACCAAUCCGAGAUCGAGUACGCCGCAGGACCACUGCGCCAGGACGAGGACCGGAACUGGUAUAAAGAUUUCUACAAGGUGAUCACGGAUUUGGAAGUGUUGACGGAGUGGAGGAGCACGCUGGUCAGCUUGAAAGAUUCAUUCUGGGCGUUUCAAAGGGACAUCCUCCUCACGCAUCAUUAUCACCGUGCUGCUAUGGACUCCUCUGUAACAGGUCUUUCCGAGCAGGUUCGACUAGUGGGGAGGCUUUCGUAUGCCCACGACGGCCCUAUCUUGGAAGCCAUUAAUAUGGGGCUCAAGUCAUCGGAGUUACAUUAUAUCGACCGCUCUCUAUCUUUGACCGGCUCGGCGACAAUAAUCAUCACGCCGGGGACGGGGUACUUUCGUGUCAACAAACAGCUCCUCCGUUUGACCACCACACGACUUUUGGAUCAAGGCUUCGGCGUGGACUUGGUCUCGCUUACGAAGCCCCCGCUGCACCAAAGUCCCAUUUUCUCCUUCAGAGGCUUGGAGCCUGAACUGCUCAGGAAGGAUAGGGAUGGGAAGACUGGAUCGAGGGCCAUGGACUCACUAUGGGGCGGAGAUGAUGGCCCAAGCGAUUGGCAGGGGCGCGAACGGACGACGUUUUGGUGGGAGCCUUUCUGGAUGUCAGCGUCGUUCUGGGAUAGACAAAUGGAUCAGCCCUUCCGACAGGACAGGUUCGUGGCCAGAGCCAAAAUGCACGAGAUGCAGAUGAUGGGACUCUUGGACCACGAUGUUCUCUCGAGCAUUGAGAUACCCUUCCUGAGCGAUCAAGAGUCUCCAUUCCGCCGGCAAGAUCUUCCGCUCACAAAGGCAGAGACCGAUGAGUUUGACACGGCGAUCUUCGAGUACAAAGCACUCAGUGGCAGAAAUCGCAAUUCGCUCGCUUCAUCGGGCAAUAGCACAGUUCUUGCCAGUUCCUGGAAAAACGAAAGGCGUAUCAGUACUAUAUCGACCCUGUCGCAUCGGUCGUCCAUCAAAUCCACGAAAUUUGCUCCCAUCGAAGAGAGUCCGCGGAUACCACUGGAGGAGCUACCUGACGAAGGCCAGGAAAGCAAGGAGAAGAUGCUAUCCCCAGCCCUCUCGAAUCUUGCGUUAAGCGCAUCACCUUCUCAAUCUUCUAUACGCUCGAAUCUUUCCGGUCGCUCCUCAGCUACAACGAGGUCAAACGGUGGUAAAAGCCAACCUUCUGGCUCACAGAGCUAUCUCAAGCCCUCGUGGCUGUUCAACGCGUUCAAAUCCACUCCAAGCCAAGCUCAGACCACUGCCGCGGUUGCUCAUGCUGAGUCUAGCUCCAGCGUGAAAGCGUCCCGUGCCACCAUCUCCAAGGCUUCAGCCUCCGGUCAUCACUCAAGCCGGCGCACAUUGAAGACAUCACAGUCCAAGAACACCGACUCUAAACCGGUUAGCAUACAACGCAGUGGAUCUGCGCGAUCGGUCUUGAGCCGCAGAAUGGAAGAGGAAGGCCACGCUCAACGCACCAUCACGCCCUUAGGAACCCCUCCGCGCGACGAAGUUUCAUUCGGGAAAAGAAGAAGUACCCUGAGUUCAAUCACUGUCCCGCUAAGCAUGUCAUCCCCUGCCAUACGGAUCAAUCCUUCUCGUGCCGAUGUUCCCCUGUCCUACCACGUAUACGCGCUGGCGAGGAGAUGGGAGCACAUGUCCCCGCAGCCAUGGUUCAAACAUGAGAUCAAGUGGAAGUCGAUGACUACCCCUGGAUGUCUUCCGUUGACCGUCGAACACUUCCCCACGACAUCGGAGUUGGACUCUUCCUACGAUGUGGCUUCGUACGACUUUGUCGUAGACCCGCCUGAUAUGCGGUCUUUUCUCGUCAAACCUCCGACAGUCACGGGCCCGGAUAUCCGUCACGCAUGGGCGAUGGCCAUAAUGCGCGGGAUGGCUGCGUUUAGGUUAUCGCAGGGUUUCCAGUUCGUCUUGGGUUCCAAGAAGAGUGCUGAGAAACUGGAGAAAAAUGCUCUGCGACGCACCACGUCGUUUGUGGGCGAGGACGAGAUGACCCCCAAACCUUCGGGAGCAGCGGAGGUUUUGCGCUCCUCCGAACCGAUAUACCUCAGCAUGAGCAACGAAAUACACAGGAUAUCGUAUGCCACGGAGACGAUCCAGGUUCGGCGAUACGUUCGUCGACUGCCACCCUCGCCACCGUUCGAAUAUCAGUGCCUUAUCUGGCCCAAGCUUGGGGUAGGUUACACGGAGUGGAAGACGUCCUUCGCCUCACAUGGACUCGAAAACUAUGGAUGGAAUAGGCUUGACAUGUUAGUUGCUGGUUAUGAACCCCAGUUUCACGAAUCCCUUCGCUAUUGGCGUACCCGUUUCGUGGUGAUUCCUACCGCGGAACCCCCUUCCAUUACCACGGGCCCUUCUGGAGAGAAGCUCAACGAGGAGGAAGUCCGACUUCUGGGGAUGGACAAGCUAGCUGAUAUCUUCACUCGACUUCGCUGGCGAGCGCCAGGAGACGAUUCUAAUGCCCCUCCAGUUCGUUUCCUGCCAACGGACUUGAAUCCAGCGGCUUCCGUACUCGACGAGAACCUAAUGGCACAGCUGGAUCACAUACAUGCCUCGGGCCCGUUAAAGAAAAAGACCCACAGCCAUAGGGACAUCAGCGACAUGACUUUAUCGUCCAUCGCCAAGGCGAUGCGUGAAGAAGACGGGGUCCAGAUCAAGGAUUAUCGCUGGCAUUCAAACGUCUACAAGGAAUCAUUCACCGGUUGGGACUUCGUCUCAUGGUUGGUGCGCGAGUUUAGAGACGUGUCGACCAGGGAGCAAGGUGCGGAAUGGGGCGUCAAACUGAUGCAGCAGGGCUUGUUCGACCACUGCAGAGGUAAACACGGAUUUUUGGAUGGGCAUUAUUACUACCGUCUCGUUGGGGAAUACGCCGUUCCGUCGACUCCUAAAACAGGCUGGUUCCGUUCACGGCAUCCCGAGGAUUCCAACGUUCGGUCUGGGCAUUACCCCUCGGGCGUCGCGAAUCCCCGCGCCCAGAAAAAGAAACGUCUUAUUCUCAGCCAAAGCAUGGUGAUCGACAUUGACCCCAACAAGAAAAGUGAUCAGGCCGAGACCGUCAUCCUGCACCACGAUAUCAUGCACAACCCUGCAACGGUGUUCCAUUUCGAAUUACACUGGAUAGGAACCACGCCUCGUCUGAUAGAGGAUCAAGUCCGGUCCUGGAACAGGGUGAUCGAACGCUAUGGGUUGAGGCUGGUCGAGGCGUACGUCACGCAGAUAUACGACGUUCGGGAAAGGAACGCGUUUCAGUCAUGCUUUCCGGUCAGGUUGGCGGUCCAGGCGCCGGUCGUGCCAGACCUGGACAAAAGGGUACCAGAAGGUACCCAAACGGCGCAUUACUUCGAAUACGCUCUCCUCCGCCAGUUUGGGUUCAUCCUCGACAUCGAAGCUGCGGACCUCUACCCCGAGCAUAUCGACGCGAUCUAUUCGUAUAGGCGAGAACCGUUCAAGUAUUCGCAGUUCGUACAUCGGUCUGGGGUUGCAUUCGUGCAGGUCGUGGGCGGUACCCAAGGCUUCCUAUUCUUGACGAACAGGCUCAUGGGUCCCACCCGCAUGGGCACUUCGAUGAAAGGCAUCAACCAGAAGGAGCAACGGCCGGCCGAAGCGGCAGAGGAAAUCCGGAUAAAGUUGGCCGAAUUCUGUUCCGACCGUGAAGCUUUACUGGAAUUCUACGACAAGGAGUUGGCACAGCUUGGUCACGCCCGACCUGCGCAAGAGGAUCCGCCUCCCCUCAACAUUUGA
Punctularia strigosozonata HHB-11173 SS5 is the source of this 4494-nucleotide messenger RNA. RefSeq lists its product as uncharacterized. The coding region runs from base 1 to 4494 and encodes 1497 amino acids. NCBI's taxonomy places the organism in Eukaryota, Fungi, Basidiomycota, Agaricomycetes, Corticiales, Punctulariaceae. The transcript has 8 exons. Gene Ontology annotation, molecular function: GTPase activator activity. Gene Ontology annotation, biological process: positive regulation of autophagy; negative regulation of TORC1 signaling; intracellular signal transduction. The record is from RefSeq and is a predicted model, not a curated record. Gene Ontology annotation, cellular component: GATOR1 complex.